AAUAUCAUUCCUACCAUAUUCUAACUGUCAAAAUUGGUAACUUUGCUACCAUAUUGGUAACUUUUCUACCAUAUUUUCUGCCAUAGUGUUACUUACAAUGUACAACACAACCAGAUUAUACCAUUAUCUACCCUCUGGCGAAUUCGCUUGUGUUAAAGAACCUAAAUAUCAGCCAAAACAAGAUGGAGCGGUUAUUAAGUCGUUAUACCAGAUGGAAGGUAUUCCAGACGAUAAAUCUUCAUCCGAGGAUAAAGAUGAUGGUGAUUUUAAUACAGCAGUGGCUAUGGAAGAAAUUGAUUUAGAAGCAACGCCUCUACCUAAUAUGAUUUGGACACCAACUAAGUAUAAACUAAAAGAUAUUGCUCAAUUUAUUUCUCUAGUUGCAAAACAAAAAUUUAAAGGUUUCUAAAGCUGCGAAGGAAACUGGCAUUGGAUGAAAAGCUGCUUAUAAGUUCAAAGAUCAAUGGGGAAAAAAAAUGGUGGAACAAUCUUACCUGUUUACAAACCAG
Cokeromyces recurvatus is the source of this 509-nucleotide messenger RNA. RefSeq lists its product as uncharacterized. Bases 98 to 409 code for a protein of 103 amino acids. The record is from RefSeq and is a predicted model, not a curated record. Lineage: Eukaryota; Fungi; Mucoromycota; Mucoromycetes; Mucorales; Mucoraceae. The transcript has a single exon.